Molecule: messenger RNA, 1515 nt
Organism: Rhodotorula graminis WP1
Lineage: Eukaryota; Fungi; Basidiomycota; Microbotryomycetes; Sporidiobolales; Sporidiobolaceae
Exons: 5
Coding region: 1-1515 (504 amino acids)
Biological process (GO): maturation of SSU-rRNA from tricistronic rRNA transcript (SSU-rRNA, 5.8S rRNA, LSU-rRNA)
Cellular component (GO): nucleolus; small-subunit processome
Source: RefSeq, a predicted model, not a curated record
AUGAGCCAGGUCCUCAACUCGUCGGCGUCGGCCUUCUCGUCGCUCGUCGCCGCCCGGCAGCAGCUCACGCUCUCGAGCCAGGGCGCGCCGUCGGCCUCUCUCCGAGGGCACCCGGUCUACUCGCCGCACCCGUCGCACCCGACCGCCGACCCGGCCUGCGACCCCGACUACCCUCGCCUGUUCCACAUCUUCUGGGCCGGCCCGUUCACCGACAAGCCGUACACGGCGACCCUGUCGUUCCUGUUCACCCAGCGCCUCGCGCUCGACACGCCCAUCAACUCGGACCCGACUCGCGCCGACCACUCGCUGUGCCGCCCGCAGCUCUGGAUCUGGAUCAACCCGGGCCCGGCGUCGUCCAUCCCCGACCCUCGCGCCGAGCGACGCAUGCGCGACGACCUCGCGCGCAACCCGUGGUCGGCGCCGUUCCUCCACCCUCGGUUCCGCGACACGGUCAAGUUCCGCCUGUGGAACACGACCGAGCAGCUCGACGGCGUCGCCGAGAUGAAGGGCUGGCGCGACAUGCGCCUGUUCAACUCGGGCGGCGUCAAGUACGGUUCGGCGGGCAUGGCCCAGCAGGCCGAGAACCUCGCCCGUCGCGCCGACGAGUCGAGCGGCGACGACGACGACGCCCUGUUUGAGCGCGUCGGGUCGAGCGGCAACAACGACUACGACCGCCUGUCGGUCGUCCUGAGCGACAUGGCGCGCUUCGUCCUCACGCACCGGUUCGGCGGCGUGUACCUCGACGCCGACACGAUCCUGCUCCGCGACUGGACCGAGCUGUGGAACUGGCACGGCGCGUUCGCGUAUCGGUGGUCGCGCCUCGAGAAGUACAACACGGCCGUCCUCAAGAUGCAGCGCGGCAGCGCCAUCGGCCACCUCGUCUUCCGCUCGGCCGUCGCCAACGGCCUCGACUUUCACCCGAUGACGGUCAGUCGGUACACCAAGGACGCCAACGUCGAGGGCCUGCUCCUUCGCCUGCCCGACGCCCUCUUCGACCCGGCGUGGCUCAACACCGAGUACUACCAGCGCGACCGUCCGCCGCAGCCCUACUUCAAGCGGUUCGAGGACUUUUUCGACACGCCCAAGGAGAUCAACGCGGCGCCAGUCGCGGCCGGCUUCGACGGGUUCUUCAAGGGCGCGUUCAGCUACCACUUCCACAACUUCUGGUGGAUCCCGUUCGACGCGGCGCGCAACUUCCCCGACCUCGGUCCUCGGUUCCACGCCGGCGAGCGCGUGGUUCGAGGGCGCCUGCUCGCCGCCAAGCUCGCGGCCAACCCGCAGGCGGCGUCGUCGUCGACCGGCGGCAAGGACGGCGACAACGGGCCAUCGCCGACCGCUCCGGGCGAGACGGCGGCCGCCGCCGCACGACCUGUCCGCGUCGACGACGACGAGCGCGACCUGAGCUGGGCGGCCGUCCUCAAGCGCACGUUCGAGGCGUUCGUCCGAGGCGAGCGGCCCAACAUGUACGGCGAGUGGCUGAGCUGGGACGAGAACGAGGCCGAGGACGAGUACUGA